AUGUCCCUGGACGAUGUGGUGGCCUCGAGGACUCGGGGCGUUGCCAGGGAUCUGGCUUUGAAGCGGGGUCCGAUUUCCCAGAGGGACCCCUUGACCCUCGAGCAGGUGCGCGCCCUCGAGGCAAUGAUGGUGCGAGACGACAGGCCGACCUGGCAAAAGUGUUUUGUGGGCGUGGUGCUUUUCUGCACUCACGCCUCUGUGAGAUGGGGAGACGCUCAGAGGGUCACCAGUCUGGAGUUGAUGGGUAGUGGAGCAGCGGCGAUUUUGAUGGGCCUGGCGCUGGGCUCAAAAACGUCGCUGAGAGUGGAAGCAAAACGAAAGUUCCUGCCGUACGCUUGCGUCGCCUCUGGCGUUUCAGGUGAAUUCUGGGCUGCAGCAUGGCUUGAUGCGAGAAGCUCUGAGGAUCUGGGAUUUGAGGCCGGCCUCAUUCCCAGCUGGAGCCAACGUGAGGGUGCAUGGGCCUCCCACGCCAUGCCCUCAGAGGAAGCCUGUGAUUACCUGGUUGAAAUGCUUCUGGACCUGGGUGUGUCUACCCCGGGGAGAUCUGUUGGAACUCACUCGUGCAAGGCGACUGUGUUGUCUUGGGCACACUGGUCGCCGAAGGUUAGAUUUACUCAGGCGGAGCACCGGUUACUGGGACACCACAUAAAGCGUGGAUCCUCAAAUUUGAUUUACAGCCGCCAACUUUACAUUGAGCUGGCUGGAAAGUGCCUUGCCAUGUACCGAAGCAUUCGCUGUGGAGAUUUUGACCCGGACCAGACGACCGAGUCGCGAGUGGCAGCGAUCGCUGCUGCUUAUGAUGAGCCAGGAACUUUGGUUCCUGAUCCGUCCUUGCCAGCGGCGGAUGGGGAGGGCGAGUCUCCAAGCGAGGCUUCUGUUUCGGCUGAGUCGGGGGCUGAACCUGUGGUUAGGGAGAUUCCCCCUGGAGACCGGGUGCGGCUUCCCUUUGAAGACUGUGACCUCGAGGAGCUAAGGGUGCAUACGCUGUCAGGCAUAGUGCACCGGCUGAAGUCUCAGACGCAUUUUGCGUGUGGGAGACUCAUGACUGAUCGAGCUCUGUUAAGCAGGCUACUGGAGGAGGGCUACGAUACGUUCGGCAAGUUGGCCUUUGCGGGUGAGCAUGUUGUUCGCAAGCUGCCAGCGGCUGAGCGGGUAGCGAGGCUGGAUGAGCAAAGGACUAGGCUAUCUGGAGUCAUCCUGACUCCCAGCACCCUGCCUGCAAACUCCUGCAUUGAUUCGUGUUGCGACAUGCUGGAGACAGGAUCCCUCAAGUAUAUCCCGAUGAACAGAUGGAUUUCCCGAGCUCACGAGCUCACUCUUGUGAAGCGUGACAGUGCGAUUCAUGUGGAUUCCGAAGGGGGGCUAAAGUUGGCCCCCAAGGCUCAGGAGCCUACCUGCGAGACGACAGGGGCCUUCUCGCUGCGCCAGGCCUUCACUCGGCGAUCACUGGCUUUCGACCUGGCCCGAGUUGCAACGUUUGGGGUGAUGGAGACCUGGGUGGGCUCUUUGUUCGAGUUGACUUUGAGGCCGGCUCCCAAGGGCUUUCAGACAGUUUCAUUGGGACAGUUGGUAUCCGCAGACAAGCAGCUUUUUGUGCUGGCCGCCCAUGCGUUGGAGGGACGUCUAGGCAGCUCCUCUGCGUCGGUGCGCCCCCUGGAUGCCGAGAUCCAGCGACUGUCGACUUCUCACGAGGUAACUCAGUUUCUUAUGCCGCUGCCUGGCAGAGAA
Messenger RNA from Symbiodinium necroappetens, 1728 nucleotides. The record is from the annotation of a GenBank genome assembly. NCBI's taxonomy places the organism in Eukaryota, Dinophyceae, Suessiales, Symbiodiniaceae.